UCACAACCCUAACCUAACAUUACUAGUACAAUGAAAAGGGUGAGCAAUAUUGGUGGUUUCCAGUCGUGCAGUUUUGAGCCAGAUACCAGUGCAGAUAAGGAAAAUGAAGACGCACAUGGAUGCAAUUGUCUACAAGAAUGUAGCGGAGCAGGGAACCCGUGGCCCACCCUUUAACCUUGUUUCCACCAAGCAAUCUGGUACGGGAUGAGUAGUACGGGACUGACCAGUUAAUUCUGGCAAGUGUUUCCACUCAGCUAAGCUUCACUUCAACUGAGCGGUCUGUUUUCAAGGCACAUGCGUGGUGUAAACCGCUAGCGUGUCAUUGCGUCAUUGUAGUGCGACGACUAGAAAAGAAUACCGCCUUAAAGAGUAAAACAGUAACGCUAGCUUAGCACUACUGGUGCUUUUUUAAUGUCGUCAUCACUUUCUACCAAUCAGCGGGUGGCUACAGUGACUCUGCCCCAAUCGUCUAUUUUUCUGUGGACCUACAAUGGAUGGGGCCCCUCAAGAGGUAUGGGUCAGAACUAUUUGAUGGGUCCAUUUAACAAUGGAAACACUCAAAAUAUAGGAUCGAACCGGAUCGUACCGUACCAGACUGCUCAGUGGAAAGAAGGCUAUUGUGUUCAAAAAUCAGAUUUUUUUCUUCUGCUCCUGAUUCACAAUGAUUUGAAUACAGAAACAGAAACCCAGUUUUAAUCCUAAUUUUCUUUAUGCCGUCCAAUAUGAGAAAAAUACCACAAGAACAUGUUAAAAGCACCAAAGACUCAAUUUUCAUAGUGGUUCUUUUAUCAGUUUUUUAAAGCACACUUUUAAAAACGUUUAAGAAAGAGUUUUAUUUAGUUAUUCUACCUCUAGACUUUAAAAAAUACAUUUCAUGCCACAAACAGGGGAAAUACCCUAGAAUAUUUUUAUUUUAUGAAUACAAGACAUCUAUCACAAUCGAUUGUUUGUGGGUAUUUCUGUUACCUUUCAGUGUAUAAACAAACCACCCAACAAUAAAAGAUGAGAAUAAAAGGUGUCCCCCCUUUUUAUUUUCUUACUUCUGCCCAUGCCCUUGUAAAAUAUUUGAACGCCCCUUGAUCUUAGUUAAAUCUUUUCAUUUACUUCCUCAACCAACAUUUCAAUUUUAAACCAACAAUUUAAAUAAUGAAUGUUAAAUGUCUUGACUAAAAGAAGUUAUCGAAGCCCUGCAUAACUGGGGGCUGAGCGCUUACAAAUCCGCUGUGGCAACAGGGGAAAAAGGCAAGAAAAAAAAAAGAAAAGAAAAGAAAGAAAAAAACCAUUUGACAACAUGGCGCACUUUCCUUGAGCAAAGUUUCCUCUGAAGGGCAAACAGCUGCAACAUUUUUAUUUCUUAUUUUGAGGGGAUUUUCCCUACAGUUGGAGGCACUUUCGCCACGAAGUGAACUUAUUAGAAGGUCGGAUUUGGAAACCGUCUCGCGCUCUCAAAGCCUGGUCGGGCUGUGAUGGGAUGAAAGCGAUAACCCGUGGCGCAAACCAACGAGUCAGACGGGAUGGAGAAACAACCGACUCUGAAAGAAAAGCUUUCCAUCUUCAGUUCUCGGACUGCAGGCAGGCCCGCAAGGUGUCUGGCUGCGGACAGCAUGGCCGGCGGUAGCCUCAGCAAGGCGGAGUUCAUGGAUAAGGUGCAGCAGAGCAAUGAGGCGUGCCAGCGUGGGGACUUUCAGGCCGCCGUCCGCUUGUACAGCGAGGCUCUGCAGGCCGACCCGCAAAACUGCAUCCUGUUCAGCAAUCGGUCGGCUGCUUUUCUCAAACUUGGGGAACACCAGGCGGCUCUUGAUGAUGCUGAAAGAGCUUGUGAACUCAAUCCCAAGUGGCCAAAAGUAAGUCUCCGUCUAAAGCUAACAUUCGCUGCGCUUGUGCUGCUCGGAGCUGUGUGAGAUAAAAAUGAUUCCCUUUUAUGCUAAAUUGCCGCACUUACAGAGAGUCACUGCCAAGAAUGAUAAAUCUUUGGGAUAGAUCUGACUUUAGAGCUUUGAUGUCUCUUUCAGUGCAACUUUGAACUUCGCAAAUGCUGGACUGGAUAGACUGAAAUGAGGACAAGCUAGAGAAAUCAAGUUACUUUUGUCUUCCAUGAAGGGUUUUACCUAUUUUGUAACAAAAUCUGAGAAAACAGGAUUUUACCUUAACAUGUUUGACCGUUGGGCUGUAAGCCUCCACAGAAGGUCAUGGUGUGCCACCAUUGAGUGUUUAUGAUGGAAGUCACUAAAAUCAAGCAACAUUCUUACAUUAGACUGAGGUCUAGCCUUUUCUCUCUAUUUAUUUACAAGAGGAUUGUGUUUUGUCCUUAAGUCAUUGAUCCAAUCUUCAAUUGUAUUGUUGUUAAAGACCCACUCUGAUGUAAACCAUAUUUUGGGUGUUUUAACAUG
This is a messenger RNA of Oryzias melastigma (Indian medaka), 2390 nucleotides long. RefSeq names its product tetratricopeptide repeat protein 28. Gene Ontology annotation, molecular function: Hsp90 protein binding. Bases 1515 to 1901 code for a protein of 128 amino acids. NCBI's taxonomy places the organism in Eukaryota, Metazoa, Chordata, Actinopteri, Beloniformes, Adrianichthyidae. The transcript has 2 exons. The record is from RefSeq and is a predicted model, not a curated record.